Lachancea lanzarotensis is the source of this 390-nucleotide messenger RNA. It is a transcript of the gene CTF8, whose product is annotated as LALA0S02e03774g1_1. Lineage: Eukaryota; Fungi; Ascomycota; Saccharomycetes; Saccharomycetales; Saccharomycetaceae. Gene Ontology annotation, cellular component: Ctf18 RFC-like complex. Bases 1 to 390 code for a protein of 129 amino acids. The record is from RefSeq and is a predicted model, not a curated record. The transcript has a single exon. Gene Ontology annotation, biological process: mitotic sister chromatid cohesion.
AUGCCCGUCGCAGAGGUCAAUGUGUCUAAAUUAAGGGCUCUUUUCCAAAACGAUGGUAAUGUGACUGUGACGACUCCUCUAGGAAAUACUUUACUCGAAAUCCAGGGCGACCUAGAGUUUCCAUUGGUUCCGCCAGCUAACGACGCUGACAAUAAAUUUAGCAUAUAUAACAACGAAGACAUAGUAAGAUUCGGUCUAUUGCAGGUAGAUUCAGAUUCGAAAAAGGCUACCAUGCUUGUUGGUGAAAAACAACGGCUUCUGGGUUCAGUGGUUAAAUUGGACUCACCCUUGGGCCUAUUGAAAUUCGACCAUCUCACAGGAAGCGUCGAUCUACAAGACGUAAUACGCUACAAAAUCAUCUUCAAAGAUAGACCACUCCCGAUUAUGUGA